This is a messenger RNA of Candidozyma duobushaemuli, 528 nucleotides long. RefSeq lists its product as uncharacterized. Bases 1 to 528 code for a protein of 175 amino acids. The record is from RefSeq and is a predicted model, not a curated record. Gene Ontology annotation, molecular function: phosphatidic acid transfer activity. The transcript has a single exon. Lineage: Eukaryota; Fungi; Ascomycota; Pichiomycetes; Serinales; Metschnikowiaceae. Gene Ontology annotation, biological process: phospholipid transport. Gene Ontology annotation, cellular component: mitochondrial intermembrane space.
AUGGUCCAGUUCAUCAAGGCGUCCAACCUGUACGACUUCAACUUCGCCACGGCGUCGUAUGCGUACAUGAACAAGUACCCCAACCCGUUUGCCAAGCACGUGCAGAGCUCAGACACCUUGGAGCAGUACGUGGAUGAUUCGGGGAUGCUCCGAACAACGAAGCUAGUUGUCAAAAGGGGGCUGUUGCCCUUGUUCAUCCAGCCCUUUUUGGGCUCGUCCUUGGACUCGUGGAUCUUGGAAAAAUCCGUGAUUGACCCCAGGUCCGGCAUCAUGUCGGCUUAUUGUUCGAAUGUCGACCACAGGAAAUUCAUCAAGGUCGAGGAGUAUCUUCACUAUACUAGUGAAGGAACACGUACACACAUUGAGAGCAAGGUGAAGCUAUCGAGCAACUUUGCUGGCAUGAAGGAGAGAAUCGAGUUGUGGGGCCACCGCCGGUUCCAGAAGAACAUGUCCCAAUCACAGGAAGGACUCAAGUAUGUGAUGAACAAGUUCAAGCAGCGCAUGCGUCAGGAGACAUGGAAGAUAUAG